AUGACGCGGUUAUGGUUCCGUGCAACCCCAUCAGCAGAACACAAGUCUUGUCAUACACAUUGGCUAUUUAGGAAUGGAACGUUGAUCAGUAGCCUUAAACCUAAUCGUUUUGGAAAGGUGAAAACAAUAUUCAGUUGGCUUCGGUGCAGCAAGGAAAAACUAUCUGUAUGGAAGUUCCUCAGAUGUGCCCGCAACCGUUGUAAAUCUAAAUGGUAUCAUUUCUCCCUCGGAGAGCACGUGUGCGCUAACUGUUAUGAAUUCUUUAGUAAGGAAACCCCAAUCAAUAGAUCUCAGUCUGUGAAUUGUGUUUGGCGUCAUAGGAUGAGUUCAUGGCGCCGGGACUGGCUAAAGAAGUCAAGUCGGUUAGGCCGUCGUCGAACUUUGAGCGCAGCCAACUUUCUGGCGUCAAAUUUAUUACCCUGGUGGUUAAAGUGUAACAAGUGUGUGAAGAUGUCGAACAACCCUUGUUCUUGGCCAGUGGAUCAGCGCGCCAAAAUCGUUAUUGAUAAACCUCAUGACUUUUUGGCAAGUAUGAAAACUCACGCUUGGUUGCAAGCAUCGCCUGCUGUAGAAGUUUCCUCAUUCUAUGGUGUAGACUUGGUUGGUUUGUCUCCUGAUCCUUUACCUGGUUCUGCUGUUGAUGACGAGAAACCAGCUCCCUCAAACAGUCCUUUUAAAGUGUUUGAAGAAGAUGGAGUAUUUUCUCCAGUCAACUUGGAUACCUGGGAAAGAUUUGCAUUUUCGAGAUGUCCGAUCUGUCCUAGUAACUCUGGCAAGGUAUCACCCAAUGACUUGAUGCAUCCAUUACUUGGUCUUCGGGCAAAACCUCAAAUGAUUAAGCCAUUUUAUUUUCCACUGCGAUGUUUUCCAACACUUUACCUAGCUAUUCGAAAUCUAGUUCUUUGUUUAUGGUUUCAUAAUCCUAAGCGUCUGCUAACUAGUCGGUUUGCAGCUGAUCACUGUUUUGUUCGCGGUUUACUACGAAUAGUUCUAUGCGAGCAUUGGAUACCCCAUUUGAUCGAAGAGUUAACAUGUCGUGGGCUUAUCAAUAUUGGUUUUUGUCAAACGAAUUCGCUUAACAAAGAAACUGGGAAUGAACAGGUUAAUGGAAUGGUCUCUGGUGUAUCUGGUGAAUCUAUUCCUGAUCAGUUCCAACUAAGAUUGAUUGGGGAUUCAGACUUAACUGCCGCAGUAGCUAUCCGACAGAUAUGGAAUGCAUUUCAUGUACGUUACUUACGGGUAUCUGGUAAACCUGUUCAACACAGUCGAUCUACUCUUUCUGUAAAACUAAUAUCUCUUCUAAAAUCUGAAUAUGAAACACAUAAUUCAAUGAAUAAACUGACCGAAUUAAUGCUUCAGUUUGCUGCUUCACAAAAUGAUGAACAAACUGAUGAAGAUCGAUUGAAAAAGCAUGCUCAUUCUGAUGUAGAUAUCAAGCCAACGCUUGAUAUGUUGGAGGAGCACUGCAAAUACUCUCCAACUCUGCGUAUUCCAUCUCUAUCUUCUGUACAAAUCAGUGAAAAUAGGCACAUUUCAAGCUUAUUCGUACCUUUGCAUUCAUGGUCAGAUCGUAUUUAUUGUUAUCCACAUCAUCCAGUGUCGAUAUUUGCUUGGCAAACUGGGUUAGAAUUACAUCCUGUCCCCAGCUGCUUACUCUUGAAGUCAAAUAGAUUAUUAAAUCCUGCUUCUGAUGAGAAAUUGUUAUGUAUCCCAUCUAAUCAGUCUGUUCGUAUAGAAUUUCAUGUUGAAGCUGUCCUGGAUUUGGUUACUCAGAUUUACCCUAAGAGAACAAAACCCAAAGAACAAAAAUUAAACAUAAAGAUAGACGAGGAUCAUGAAAAGAACGAACAGAAGCCAGUAACUGGUGAAUCACUAGACUGCACGUCCUCAGUCCAAGCCUGUUGGGAUGAUAUGGAAUCAGAGGUCAGAAAACAGCUAAUUGAUUUAAGUGGGAAUCCAAUUGAACAAAAUCUAACUGAAUAUUUCUUAGCUUCUGUCGAAUAUGAUUUAACGGAACCGCUUACGACAAAUUCUACAGAUUCCAAUCGUUUUGCAUUAUCAAACGCAUGUGCAUCCCAAUACUCACAGCAUACAGCACGUUUAGACCGAAUACCAGUGUGUUAUUUCGGUGAAGCAACGGCAGACAUAAAUCAACGAUGUUUCUUAGAUUUAAAUAAUGAGAAUUCGUCUGCAUACACGUCAUGUGUUCUUCGCACUCCUACAAGUAUGAGUUAUUCAACUGAUCGAGAAGUGUUGCAAGGUCCUAUAAAUUAUCUGUUUCAUUGUUUAACAAAAGAGAUUACGAACUGUGAUGCUGAGGCAAAAACAUCUUAUAAGCCAGACGAAAUCAUUUCCAUAACCUUCGAAGGCGACAAAAUAUGCCCUAAACUACUUUCAGACGAUGAUAUCAUGGAUGUUGACACUUUAAUGCAUAUUACUUCAACUCGACUAAAGUCUUCAAUAUACAGUAAUGGUAAUCAUAUCAAAAAGGAAGAUGAAGAAAGUUCAAAAAAGAUCCGUUUAAAUUCUGUUCAUGGAUUUGAGAAUGUCGACUGGGUAAAGAACAUUUAAAGUUUUGAAGCUUUUUGCAUAUACUCGCAUGAUUGUUUUUAGUAAUCAUAAUAAUAGGGAACAUUUUAAUAAGUAGUUGCACUUAGUUAACUGUAUCGCUAGAUGACUACUAUUGACGCGGUUAAUAGUUGAUGAGUUUCAUAUGGGAUACUACAGCUUUCAUUUGCCAAACCGCUGUCUAAGUACUAAUCUGCCAGUUGAAUUGUAAAUAGGCUACACCGCAGUCGUCUCUGUCCUACUGUAC
Messenger RNA from Heterobilharzia americana, 2815 nucleotides. NCBI's taxonomy places the organism in Eukaryota, Metazoa, Platyhelminthes, Trematoda, Strigeidida, Schistosomatidae. The record is from the annotation of a GenBank genome assembly.